Molecule: messenger RNA, 438 nt
Organism: Penicillium cosmopolitanum
Lineage: Eukaryota; Fungi; Ascomycota; Eurotiomycetes; Eurotiales; Aspergillaceae
Exons: 2
Coding region: 1-438 (145 amino acids)
Molecular function (GO): oxidoreductase activity
Source: RefSeq, a predicted model, not a curated record
AUGCUCUACUGCCAGUCUGGCGCUCCACAACUCCAUCCGGAGGAAUUGACCUUAUAUCGACCAAAGAUACCUUCUGAAUGGCCGGGAGUCUUUCAUCGCGCUUGCGAAUACAGCGAUGACGGUCAUCUUGUGAAAUUCAUUCGUGCAAUCGCCACAGCUGCUGAAGACAUCAAGUCGUUCCCCCAAGAUUCAAGGCUCGCGAUAAGAUCAGCGCGUGAGCUUUUGACCAUUGCCCAUAUGGUUAUCGACUCCAGCGAGGAGUUUAACCGGAAUACUGCUGAUCAUGAAGCCGAGAUGAUAUGCGCCAAGUAUGAAUAUCCUCGGCUCAUGUCGCAUGAAAUCCAACGAGUGACUGCAAGAUGGCCUCGACAUGUAGGAUUUGAGCAAUCGUGGUUUCACAUACCGGCACGCAAGCCACGCCCCCUCGCACAGCUCUAG